AUGAAUUUCCAAAAAUGCAAUUCCGAGUGGCAUAAAGAUGCAAUAGAAAAGUCAAAUAAUUUCAUAAGUGGUGUGACAAACAAAACUAAAGGUGUGGAAGAACUCGCCAAUGAGAAUCUUGCGAAAUUAGUACAAACUGAUCAUGCAAAGUUAAAAUCAAUAGUUUCUUGUGUAUUGUUUUGUGCAUUACAUAACUUACCUUUAAGAAGAAAAACAAAUUCAAUCACUGUAUUUGAUAAUUUGUUACAAUUUAGAGUACAGCCAGGUGACAUAACACUGUCUAAACAUUUUGAGGGUGCCCCUAAAAAUGCUACCUAUGUUUCUCAUAGAACCCAAAAUGAUUUAAUUGAUGUAUGGGCCAAGGUACUAAGAAAUGAUUUGAUUAAUACCAUCAAUAACAGCAAAUCAUUUUCAGUUUUGGCAGACAAAACAAUGGAUACUGCAGGCACAGAACAACUUUCUCUUUCUGCAUGUUAUUUUGACCAUGCAACUAAUGUUGUCAGAGAAGACUUCCUUGGAUUUACACCAUUAGCAAGGUUAGAUGUAAAACAUAUCUCCAACACAAUAAUAUCUACUUUAUCUGCUUGGGGUUUAAAUCUAGAUAAAAUGGUAGGACAAGGCAAUGACGGGUGCAGUACGAUGGCCAGUAAAAUUUGCGGAGUACAGCAGAUAAUUGCUGAGAAAUAUCCCAAGGCUCACUUCUAUCGUUGUGCUAGCCAUAGACUUAAUUUAGUUGUGAAUGAUUUGAACACCUUACCAGAGGUUAGAAAUGCCAUUGGUACUAUCAAAGAAAGAAUUUCUUUUUUUAUGGGGGAGCAGACAAAGGAAAGUCCUAGUUGGGAACCUUCAAAAACUUUUUUAGAAAUUGUUGAAGCAUUAGCAAUUUUACAUAAAGAAGGAGAUUGUGAAACUAGACAGAAAGCCUGGCAACUUUACUGCACACUUACUUCUCCAACAUUUAUUGUUACAUUAAAAGUCAUAGCAAAAUAUUCAGCCAAACUAGAACCUGUUACCAAUAUCCUUACAUCAGUAAACAUUAACUUGUUAGAAGUUUCAGAACACAUUCAAGGAAUUGUAAAAAUGUUAUUAGAUGACAGAGAAAAUGUGAAAGCCGAAUUUGUAAUGAUAAUGAAAAGUGAUGAAAGCAACUAUAGUGCACUUGGAAUAGAUGUCACUGUCCAGUACUUGCAAGAACGGUUUUCAGAAGAUAACAAGGCAUGUUUUGAGAUUUUCUGCUUGCACCCAAAGGUAAUGAAAUCCCAAAGUGACCUAGAUAUGAAAAGGAUAAUUGAAAAUAUCAUCAGAUUUUAUGGCGAACUUUUAGAUAACUUCACUGAAGAAGCAUGGACAUGGAUUAGUAUGUGGAAAUGCGAUAAAGUAACUGAAGGAGAUAUUGCUGAAUUAAGCCUGACUGAUCUACUGGACAAAGCCAAAUCCUUGCCUGCCGUAGCUUCAGGAAUGAAGAUAGCCCUUAGCUUACUGGCAACCACCUGCUCUGCGGAAAGAUCAUUCAGCACUCUCAGGAGUGUAAAAACGUGGCUAAGAACUACCGUGGCAGAUAAUCGACUCAGUUGUUUGUGUAUAGUGUCAGUUCAUCGUGAUAAGAUAAAAUCAGAGGGGGAGUCCUUUAUCGAAAAAGUGGUAGAUAGUUACGGGAAGGGCCCAAGACAAAUUCAGUUUCUGUUUAAGUAA
This is a messenger RNA of Schistocerca gregaria, 1692 nucleotides long. RefSeq names its product 52 kDa repressor of the inhibitor of the protein kinase-like. The transcript is spliced from 4 exons. The coding region runs from base 1 to 1692 and encodes 563 amino acids. NCBI's taxonomy places the organism in Eukaryota, Metazoa, Arthropoda, Insecta, Orthoptera, Acrididae. The record is from RefSeq and is a predicted model, not a curated record.